Molecule: messenger RNA, 573 nt
Organism: Penicillium arizonense
Lineage: Eukaryota; Fungi; Ascomycota; Eurotiomycetes; Eurotiales; Aspergillaceae
Product: oligoribonuclease
Exons: 2
Coding region: 1-573 (190 amino acids)
Cellular component (GO): mitochondrion
Molecular function (GO): nucleic acid binding; 3'-5'-RNA exonuclease activity
Source: RefSeq, a predicted model, not a curated record
AUGUCACUUGCGCGCUCCAAAGAUCCCUUAGUCUGGAUUGACUGCGAAAUGACAGGCCUCGACGCCGAAACCGAUCAAAUAAUCCAAAUCUGCUGCUUCAUAACGGACCACAACCUAAACCUCCUCGACACUACCCCCUUCGAAACAACCAUCCACGCUCCAGACACAACCCUCAUGAACAUGUCGAAAUGGUGCAUCGACACGCACGAACGCACGGGCCUCACGGCCGCCGUGCGCGCCUCGACCACGACCGCCACCGCCGCCGCGGACGCCCUCCUUGCCUACAUCACCGCUCACGUCCCCACGCCGCGCACUGCCCUGCUGGCCGGGAAUAGUGUCCACGCCGAUAAGGCGUUCCUGGUAAAGGGGCCUUAUGCGAGGGUGUUGGAGCAUUUGCAUUAUCGCAUUCUGGACGUUAGUUCGUUGAAGGAGGCGGCGCGGAGGUGGGCGAGUGACGAAUUUUUGGCGGAGGUACCGCUUAAGAAGGGGGUCCAUCUUGCUAAGGAUGAUAUUUUGGAGAGCAUUGAGGAGAUGCGGUUUUAUCGGGAUCGGUUGUUUGGUAGUGUUGUUUAG